Molecule: messenger RNA, 1924 nt
Organism: Macrobrachium nipponense
Lineage: Eukaryota; Metazoa; Arthropoda; Malacostraca; Decapoda; Palaemonidae
Product: loricrin-like
Exons: 4
Coding region: 1-1830 (609 amino acids)
Source: RefSeq, a predicted model, not a curated record
AUGCGUAAGACACUACAAGGAAUUCGUGCCUCAUGUUCCUUCAAGUGCGUCAUUAUGCACAAUAACGUCUUCCAGUCAUGCCACUCGGAAGGCGUAUUCGCCCUUAUACCCAACGGCAGGAAGAUUGAUGCUCAUUGUCUCCGAAGUCCUCGCUUAAGUCUUCGAGAGGAUGAGAAUGUGAGAACGGCGGUGACUAUGAAAGCUCUUGCUGAAUUACGAAGUCGACGCGGAGAUCAAGGUCUCCACUUAAAUGGGUCUUUUUUUUCAGAGCUUCUUCUCCUCCCCACCCUCAGCCCAGAGAAAAACAACACUCAUGGUCACGCCCACUUUGAAGGCAUGGGAGAAGACAAUCAGUUCGCCCUGAGGAUUCACCCAGCUAUCACCAUGAGGCUUCUUCCGAUCGCUUUAGCCGCUAGUCUCAUUGCCUUAUGUCACGCCGGAGGAAGCUAUGGGUCCAGUGGAAGUGGAUUUGGAAGGUUCUCCAGUGGAGGCUUUAGAAGUGGGACUAAGUUUUCGAAUGGACAGGGCUCAGGCGGGAGAGUCUCCUCUGUAAGAAGCUAUGGCUCUCGUGGAAACCCAUUGGCAGGAUUUUCUGGAGGUAGCCGGCUUGGUUCUUUCAAGAGUGGUCAUAGUGGUUUCAGUGGAGUUUCACCUGUAAGUGGUUCUAGAAGUUAUGGCUCUACUGGAGGCUUCUCCAGUGGUAGCCAUGGCAGCCUCACCAGUGGUGGCCAUGGGGGCUUUGGCAGUAGUGGCUUUAAAAGCGGAUCUUCUGGAAGCUAUGGGUCUGGUAUCUCUAGUGGCCACGGGAGCUUAGCUAGUACUAGUAGUUUUAGAAGUGGCUCAUCUGGAGGCUAUGGUUCAUCUGGUGGUAUCUCUAGUGGCCACGGGGGCUUAGCUAGUAGUAGUUUUAGAAGUGGCUCAUCUGGAGGCUAUGGUUCCUCUGGCAGUAUCUCUAGUGGCCACGGGGGCUUAGCUAGUAGCAGUUUUAGUAGCAGACCAUCUGGAAGCUAUGGUUCAUCCGGUGGUAUCUCUAGUGGCCACGGGGGUUUAGCUAGUAGCAGUUUUAGUAGUAGACCAUCUGGAAGCUAUGGUUCAUCCGGUGGUAUCUCUAGUGGCCACGGAGGCUUAGCUAGUAGCAGUUUUAGAAGCGGAUCUUCUGGAAACUUUGGUUCAUCUAGUGGCCAUGGGGGCUUAGCUAGUAGCGGCUUUAGAAGUGGAUCAUCUGGAAGCUAUGGCUCAUCUGGAAGUAUCUCUAGUGGCCACGGAGGCUUGUCUAGUAGCAGUUUUAGAAGUGGACCAUCUGGAAGCUAUGGGUCAUCUGGUGGUUUUGGUGGUAGCAGAUUUAAAACGGGAUCUACUACAAGCUAUGGGUCCUCUGCUGGUUCCCCCGGUAGUCAUGGAGGCUUUGGUAGUGGAAUUAAAGGUGGAUCCUCCAUAAGUCAUGGGUCAUCUGUUGGUUUCUCUAGUGGUCAUGGAAGCUUUGGUAGUGGGCUUAAAGGGGGGUCAUCUUUAAAUCAUGGGUCAGCUGCUGGUUUCUCUGGAGGUCAUGGAGGCUUUGGUAGUGGUGGCCUUACCAGUGGGUCUUCUGGAAGCUAUGGGUCAUCUGGUGGUUUCUCCAGUGGCAGCCUAGGAAAUUUCUCAAGUGGACACUCUAGAUUCACAGGUCAUGGAGGUUUCAGUGGGAAUGCUAUCAAAGGAAGUUCUGGAAGUUAUGGCUCUAAGGGAGGUGCAAUUUCCAGUGGCAGAUUGGCUGGAUUUUCCAGAAAUCAGGGAGGCAGAUUUUCAUCUGGUGGUCAUGGAGGUGGACAAACUAAAGGUUAUGGAAAGUAAAAGAUUGCUGUUAGUUACGCUAAAAACAUUCGGUUUUUCAGACGACCAAUGUUUCAGAAUAUGUACUUUUUGCUGAAUAUAAACUUUCAGGUAA